AUGGCCACCUCCGCCGAUAUCAGUUGGGAAGAAAACUUAACAGCUCAUUGGAUGUCCAGUGCCUCCCGGGCUGGAGUCAUAUUAAACCCAUGUCUCCCUAGUUUGAGAACCUCUCGAGCAGUCAAUAUUGAAAAUGCCUCCUUGAGUUUUGCCGUGAACUCGCUAUGCAGUUCAAGCUGCGCUUCUCUGAGCGAAGACUCUCUGCACGGGGAAGACGCCUCGGAGUCUUGCAGUCCUUGUGAAGAACAGCUGGAUGCGGCUAAAACGCCUUUUCCAUUUACGUUGGCGAAGAAGCAGCCAGUGCUAAUGGUUAAAGAAGGUCCAGCCCCGUGCAAAGCCCUGCAAAAUGAUUCUGAAUGUAGUCAACAGGAUGAUAUGCAUGAAAGAUGUUGCAAGGAGCCACUAACACAGAAGCUUGAGCAGCUGAAAGGACUGCAGCAGCUCAAGCAAGAAGAGCUGAAAAGGCAGCAAAUGGAGCAAAUUCAAAGGCUAAGGGAAGAGCAACAGAAACUACUUUCCCUGGUUUCUGAGCAGCAAGCACACACCGGUGUUGCUGUAACAGAAGAUGACUCAGGCCGACAAUAUAGUCAGUCAGCUCGCUUGUCCCCUGCACCUUAUUUCCUGCCCUGUCGUGGUGGAAACAGUGUUUCCUGGGACAGCACGUCUUGUGUUUCUCCUGCUGGACAAAAGGAUCCUCUGCAAAUAUUAAGCGAUGAUCAAAUAUCAAAAGGAAUUUCCUCUGGAGAUCCUUCCUAUGAGAAUCAGUUAUUUGAAAUGCAGAACAAAUUGGAGGCUGCAGACAAAACUUCCAUUUCAGGAAGCAGCGGUAGGUCUCCAGAACCAAAUCUUGGAGGAAGUGUGGAUGGUAGCAAUAACAGUGAAAGCCCAAGAAACGUAGAGACUGGACAGAGGUGCUUGGAAAUUCCCCGUGCAGAGGAAAGGCCCAUUCCUACUAGUAUUCAAGAGAGAAAAUUGACAUUUCAAGAAUUGCUAGAAGAACAGAUACGAUUGGAAGAACAGCGGCUUAUCCAAAAGGGAAAUAGAAAGGAUGUUGGAAGAUCAACUUUUCAGCGAGCAGUUCCCAAGCAGCCCUUUCUGAAACGAGGCGAAGGCUUAACCAGAUUUGCUGGUGCCAAAUCUAAAGCCGCUAAGCAAAAAGAGAGCAAAAUAACUGUUCAUCCAAAUCCUUCAGAAGCCAGCAACACAGUUAAAGCAGACAAGCCGCAGCUUCAUAGGAAAAUCGCUCCUUUAAAUAAGGAGCACAUUUCUGAUAAUUCUGUGCCUAAAAAGGGUAACCAGUUUGCUAAGUCAAAGAAGGGUUCUGCUCUUCCUGCUCAGAAAACAGCAACACAGAGGAAUAGCACUGGGAAAGGUACUCCUCUGUCUACAAGACAAAACUCCAGUGAAAAGAAAGUUGGACCACUGAGGGAUUCUGUUGGGGCAGAGAAAAACAAAGAAAACUUAAUAGAACUUGCAAAACUGAACGAAGCAGGCAGCAAGUCAUUUGGGGAAACGCAGCGGUCGCCAGCAGAGUCGACCCAAGCGCUCUGUCAUCCCAGAGGCCUUUCCGAUUGUUCUGAAAAAGACUCAGAGCUCUCGUUUGAACUGUCUUUCCAGAAGAAGUUAAAGAACUGGGAUGCUGAUAAGGAAAAAGAAAAAAUCGAACUGGAUGAAUUUUUGUUUCUAGAGCAAGCUGCGGAUGAAAUAUCUUUUGCUAGCAAUUCCUCACUUAUCCUAAAGAUCUUGGAUCAAGGGCAGCAGAUUUCCACAGGACACAGAAUGUCUUCUACUCCCAUCAAGUCGAAGCAGCCACAGCAGAGGUUGGAAGCACUGGAUGUUACAGAUGUGCACAAGAGAGAAGACCUUCCUUCCCAACAGGCUAGCAAGGAGAGGGAUAGAGGCCCAGCUGCUGAAUCACAGGCACCCGUCAUACUGAAGGAUCAUCUAAAUAAAGCUGAUACUGAAAUGCUUUGGGCCUUCCCCACUGCUCAUUUUCAAGAUUUUAGAAAUACAGGGUGGGACGAGGACAACUCCGAUGGGAACAGCGAGACGACUUCUGACUCGGAGGAAGAAUUCGAAACUACUAUUAAACUCGCAAGAGAGGAACCCAAAGGGCUUGCCUUGAAUAACCGAGGCGGUAGUCCAGCAUACUCUGAGUGCAGAGGACAAGAUAAAGGCGCAAGCAGGGGUGCCAAUCUCAAUUUGCUGGAAAAAGAUCUUACUAGCAGCCAAUCUAGUGAGAUAAUUGCCGACAGUGCCCCUGAAUCUCAAAGCGUAUGCAGUGCGAAUAGGAAUAAGGUUGAAUUUGAUGACGAAAGAUCAUGGUCUGACUUUGAAGAGCAUGGGAGACUGCACGCCCAAGUACCAAGCAUUGAUGUGGCUGUUAAAGCACCUCCACCCACUGACCAUUCUGCUUGGACUGAGGCAUUCUUCCCAGAUAAAGUGACAAAGAGGAAGAUCGCGACAAUGAAGAAGGGGGAUGCUCUGGCCAAGCCAAGUGUAGCAGAUAGUGAGGUCACUGCACCUCCCACAACAGACCUGAUGUUGAAGCUCUUUCCUUCUCUGAGGCUCAAACCAAAGGGAGAUGUGCAACAAAGGCCCGAGAUCAAGCCCAACAUGGGUCAGGGAGAACCAGCAGACACUGCUCGAUCCCAGCUUCUGAGAGAGAAGCUUGUUGAAUUGGAGACAGAAAUUGAGAGGUUCAGGGUGGAAAAUGCAUCUCUAGCAAAACUUCGAGAAGAGCAUGAGAGUUCUUUGGAAAAUCUCAGGAAAGAAACUGUCAACUUUGAACAACAGAAAGCAAAAGAAUUGGCUCAAAUAGAAGAAAUGAAGAAAGAGGAAAUGAGAAAACUGCAGAAAGAACGUAAAGUUUUUGAGAAGUAUUCCCUGGCAGCCAGAGCCAUACCAGAUAAAAAAGAGCGUGAUGAAAUUCAGGCUCUGAAACAGCAGGUGGCAACCUUGCAGGAAGAUUUAAAACGGAGAGAAGCAAAAUGGUCAACCACCCACAUGCGUCUUAGAGACCAGAUAGAAGCUUUAACCAGAGAGAACACAGAACUACGGGAAGAGAUCAAAGUUAUGGAAAGAUUUCGUUUGGAAGCCUGGAAAAGACAGAGAGAAGCUGCAAACAAUAGGAAAGUUGACAGCUGUGGUGUCUAUUCCAAGACAGCAGCAGAGAUUGAGCAUGCACCAGCUGUAUUGCAGAAGAGUCAGAAUGUGUCUUUGGUACCUCAAGCAGAGAAGAGCAACAAAACAAACGGGAAAGGCGAUUUGCCCCCAGAAGGAAGACAUUCUUCAAGAUCUACAUUAGCGGUUGUACCUAAGGAGAGUUACUUGGACAACCCAGCAAUGACCCAUGAAGACUCUUCCAAGACUUUUAUGGUCACAAGUAAGAGUUUUCCUGGUAAUGUACCUGUUGAAACCUCAACACCAACAACUCCUGUCUACAUAGAUUCUGAAGAAGAAACACAAAAUGAAGUCAGUCACCCUGAUGGAAAGGUUGAAAAGAUUUUAAAGGAUGGUAGCCACCUUAUUUUCUUCCCUAAUGGCACACGGAAAGAAGUGAGCUGUGACGGAAAGACCACCACUGUAACCUUCUUCAAUGGGGAUAUAAAGCAAGUUCUAGAAGACCAACGAGUGAUAUACUAUUAUGCAGAUGCGAAGACUACCCACACCACCUACCCCACAGGUUUAGAGGUCCUACACUUCUCAAAUGGACAAACAGAAAAGUACUUUCCAGAUGGAAGGAAAGAGAUUGUGUUCCCUGAUCAAAUUGUAAAAAACAUAUUUCCAGAUGGGCAAGAAGAAAACAUCUUCCCUGAUGGCACCAUUAUCCGCAUUCAGCAGGAUGGAAGCAAGACUAUAGAAUUCAACAAUGGUCAAGAAGAAUUACACACAGCACACUUCAAGAGGCGCAAGUAUCCUGAUGGCACCACCAAGACCAUCUAUGCUAACGGAUGUCAAGAAACAAAAUAUGCCUCUGGUCGAGUAAGAGUUAAAGAUAAGGAUGGCAAAGUUAUAAUGGACACUUUCCCACAAAUGACAGUUACAUCCCAUUGAUCAC
Molecule: messenger RNA, 4060 nt
Organism: Gekko japonicus
Lineage: Eukaryota; Metazoa; Chordata; Lepidosauria; Squamata; Gekkonidae
Gene: CPAP
Product: centromere protein J
Exons: 16
Coding region: 1-4056 (1351 amino acids)
Biological process (GO): cilium assembly; centriole elongation
Cellular component (GO): nucleus; centrosome; centriole
Molecular function (GO): tubulin binding
Source: RefSeq, a predicted model, not a curated record